GGGUAACAGACACACAUCUGGAGAGUCAAGGUGAUUGCUAGCCAUCUCCUGUUUGCUGGAAAGACGCACGUAGACAUACAUUUGUCGCCUUGGAGUUUGGUUAUAAAUCACAGUCAAAAUGGCCUUCAUGUCAAGCAGAAUCGAUCCUCCCGAAUACAUCUACAUUCCUGGUGGACUCCGAGUUGGUGCGUCCAUUAUCAUCAGAGGGAAGACACAGUAUGGAUGUGAAUCGUUUGCCAUUAAUCUUAAGUGUGGUGACGGGGAUGACUGUAACAUCCCCUUCCACUUCAACCCCCGCCCAGCAUCAAAUGAUGUGAUUCGCAACUCCUACAUGGGCGGCUGGCAGGAUGAGGAGACGGACCAGCCUUACUUCCCCUUCCUGGAGGGACGGUCCUUCCAGGUCCGUAUCCAUGCCUCACAGGAUGAGUUCCGCGUCACUGUCAACGGCAGAGAUUUCAUCACCUACGGCUACCGUACAGAUCUGAGUGAAAUCCGUUAUCUCCAGCUUGGAUCUGGAGCUGAAUAUUCUGAUGUCACCAUACAGAACAGCAUGACCAACCCCUACUUCGAGGAGUUCAAGCGAGGGUUUGGUGUGGGUCAGGCUGUGAGGAUUAGGGGAGCUGUCAAGGAUGAUGCUGAAUCAUUUUCAGUGAACUUCAACUGUGACUGUGGCGGAGAUACGACAGGUUUCCAUUUCAACCCACGUUUUGAAGAUGGGGAAGUGGUCCGCAACGCUAACCUGGGGGGCUGGGGGGAGGAGGAGAAGGGACAAGGUGACUUCCCUUUCUCAAGAGGGGCAAUGUUUGAUGCACUGUUCAUUGCUCAGGAGGACAGAUUCAAUAUUUAUGUCAAUGAGAAAUACUUUGCCCUGUUCAAUUACCGCUGUGACGUCAAUGACAUCCGCUACCUGACCAUCAAUGGAGAUAUCUCUAUCUGUGAUGUCGAGUUUUUUGAGCCUCUUCCAGAUGACUUCAUGAAAGAGAUCCCCUCCGGUCUUGAGAAUAGCGACAUGAUUGUUGUCAAAGGGUUCUUCUACCCAGAGGGAGACAGUUUUGCGAUCAACCUCAUGAACGGCGACAGCCUUGAGGAUGACGUGGGCCUUCACUUCAACCCCCGACGCGGGGAGGGGGAGGUGGUCCUGAAUAACCGCGUGGAUGGGGAGUGGUUAGAGGAGGAGCGAGAAGCAAUACCCAAUGCAUUCCAAGAGUUACUUCCCUUUGAGGUCAAAAUUGUUGUCAAGAAGAACAAGUUCAAGAUCUAUGUGAAUGGCAAGAAGCUGACCAGCUUCCGCUCACGGUGUAGCGUGGAUGCCAUGCGGAGAAUUAACGUGAAUGGCAAUGCCUACUUCUACCAAGCCAAACUACUCAGGAGACUGGAAUUGCCAGAUGUUGAAAGAAUCCCAAGUAACUUGCAGCCAGGCGGUUGGGUUGUUGUCAACGGAACGGCCAAGAAGGAAGCCCAGAGUUUUGCCAUCAACCUGCAGUGCGGUGACAGUGGUGAUUACAACACAGACAUUGCCCUCCACUUCAAUCCGCGCUUCAGCGGGGAGGACUCUGUCCGCAACACCCAUGAGGAUGGUAGCUGGGGAGAGGAAGAGCUGGAACAACCCAACUUCCCCUUUGAACCCAAGGAUGCUUUUGAAGUAGCCAUCAACUGUCUUGAAGACCGAUACAGAAUCUAUGUGAAUGGGUAUCACUACGUGGACUAUAACCAUCGUAUCGACUACCACCGAGUGUGCCAUCUCAUGCUGACUGGCGAUGCCAACUUCUUCGAGCCAGAGUUUUUCUAAGCUGUCCAUCUGCAGGAAAGCCUGGCAAGUCUUCCCAUGUUCAGCUCAAGAACAAUUUCACUGUGAUAUAGGACUUGUGAACUCGUCAAAUCAUUUGUAAAUUUAUUAUCAUUCAGCAUUGACUGGGCAACCAGGACUGCUUCUGGCAUUAUUAUUCUUCAUUUGAAUUUAUCUAUUACUAUUAACCCUGUUACUUCUCAAUGCAAAAUUGAUGUGUUGAUCCUGUCAAAUACAACCUCAAUCUGUCAAAACUCAUGGUAACUCAACAAAGACAGUUUAAAAUUGUCAUACUUAUAUUUAGUAUGUUUGAGUUUGAUACUGCUUGCAGCUUUAGUCCAUGCAUCAGGUUUCUGGCAUAUGAGAUAAUCUAAGUUUGUUAAUUUCUUUCUGUAAUUCUGGUGGAAUACUAAUAAGCAUGUUUGAUCAGUUCAAAAGUUUUACUCUUAUUUGAAUGCAAGCCAAGUCAGCUUUUCUAAUAAAACUUGCAUAUAUAAUA
Messenger RNA from Haliotis rubra (blacklip abalone), 2285 nucleotides. Its product is annotated as galectin-4-like. NCBI's taxonomy places the organism in Eukaryota, Metazoa, Mollusca, Gastropoda, Lepetellida, Haliotidae. Gene Ontology annotation, molecular function: carbohydrate binding. The record is from RefSeq and is a predicted model, not a curated record.